Molecule: messenger RNA, 5541 nt
Organism: Gryllus bimaculatus (two-spotted cricket)
Lineage: Eukaryota; Metazoa; Arthropoda; Insecta; Orthoptera; Gryllidae
Source: the annotation of a GenBank genome assembly
UGGGAGUGUGACAGGGGCCGCUGUGCGUGCGCAGACACGAUGCCGGAGCUGCAGUCGACGUUCAUCGAGCAGGCGCUGAGCCCCGGCCCGCCCGUAUCGCUGCGAUGCUCCGCCACCGGUUCCCCGCCGCCGCACUUCACGUGGGCGCUGGACGGCCAGCCGCUCACCGCCGUCUCCCUCGGCCAGCGGUACACGAUCGGGCAGUACGUGGACCAAGCGGGCGACGUCAUCAGCCACCUGAACAUCUCGAGCGUGCGCGUGCACGACGGAGGCCUGUACAGCUGCAGCGCUCAAAACAGCCUGGGAACCGUCGCCCACGAAGCUCGACUCAACAUUUACGGGCCGCCGUACGUGCGCGUGAUCGAGCCGGUGCAGGCGGUGGCCGGGGCGCAGGUGACGCUGCGCUGCCCGUACGCGGGCCACCCGGUGGCCGCGGUGGGGUGGGAGCGCGCCGGCCAGUCGCUGCCGCCCGACCUGCGGCUGCGCGCGGCGCCCGGCGGCGCGCUGGUGAUCGCGCGCGUGGAGCCGGCCGCCGACGCGGGCGCCUACACGUGCGUGGUGCGCGGCGCGGGCGGCGAGGCUGCGCGCAGGGACAUCGAGCUGCGCGUCAACAGCCCGCCCGAGCUGCAGCCCUUCUUCUUCCCGGCCAACAUCCAGGAGGGCGGGCGCGUGCAGGUCACGUGCUCCGUCUCCACCGGCGACCUGCCCAUCCGCUUCUCCUGGCUCAAGGACGGCAAGGCCAUCCCCUCCGCGCUGCAGGUGGAGGAGCGGCUGGCCGGGGACUUCUUCAGCCUGCUGGUGUUCAACAGGGCCACGUCGGCGCACUCCGGCUCGUAUACGUGCGUGGCUCGCAACAACGCCGCCAGUGUCAACCACACGGCGCAGCUGCUCGUCAAGGUGGCCCCGCGGUGGCUGACGGAGCCGCAGGACGCGGCGGCCCUGGCCGGGGGCUCCGUGGCGCUGCACUGUCAGGCCAAGGGAUUCCCCGAGCCCCACCUCACCUGGAUGCGUAGGGACCACUCGUCGGCCGAGUACCAGCCGCUGGAGCCGGGCGCGGGCGCGGCGCCGGUCGCCAACGGCAGCCUCAUCUUCGAGGCCGUGGCGCCCGCGGACGAGGGCUACUACCUCUGCCGCGCCGACAACGGCAUCGGCCCCGGCCUCAGCAAGGGCGUGCAGCUCGCCGUCAAUGAGCCCGUGCGCUUCGACGCGCCGUCGCGCAACGUGACGGCGCGGCGCGGGCAGUCGGUGACGCUCACGUGCAACGUGCUGGGCGACCACCCCAUCCAAGUGGACUGGCACUUCAACGGGCAGCGCAUCCACCGCAGCUACAGGUGGGAGCACGCCAGAAUCUCGUUGUCGGACGCAAAGUCAGAGGCCGGAUUGCGGUCGGAGUUGGCUAUCGAGAGAGCCGACCGUCAAGACUCCGGCGUCUACGUCUGCCAAGCAGGCAACGUGUUUGGUCACAGUAAAAUGGCCAUCCACCUAGCAGUGCAAGAGCCCCCGGACCCGCCGCUGGAGGUGGAGGUGGUGGAGGUGAGCAGCCGCGCGGUGCGCCUGGCGUGGAGGCCGCCGUUUGACGGCCACAGUGCGCUGCUGGGCUACCUGCUGCAGUACAAGCCCGCCAUGUCGCGGCCCGACGACUGGCAGCACGGCAGCGCCGCCAACCUCUCGGUGCUGGCCACCGACAGCGGGCUCGCGGGCACGGGAAUUGAAGCUCCACGAAGUGCUGUUAUUGGAGGUCUUCAUCCAGCAACUACCUAUCAUGUUCGAAUGUUGGCCAUCAAUGGCAUUGAACCUAGUGCCUUCACAGAACCAAUUGCAGUCAAGACUCAAGAGGAAGCUCCUAUUGGUGCUCCCCUAGAAGUUCGAGUGGAGACUCUUAGUCCAGAGGAAUUGCUUGUGUCAUGGAAGCCUCCAUCAUCUGAGUCCUGGAAUGGGGACUUGCUAGGAUAUACCGUGGAAUGGGUUGUACAUGGUGCAGCACCUGGGGAUACUAAUAAGAGCAGUUCUCACACAGUACGGGGUCUAGCUGCCACAGAGCUGAGACUCACUGAUUUGCGCAAAUUUACUCGCUAUGAUGUUACAGUAAGAGCCUUCAAUAGUGUUGGUUCUGGUCCCCGGUCUCCACCAAUAACUGCAACUACACAAGAAGGAGUUCCUGAAGCCUCUCCUCAAAAUGUUACUUGUUCUGCUCUUUCAUCACAAAGUGUGAAAGUUGGUUGGACUCCACCACCUGCUGCACAGCAUGGAGGUAUCAUUCAGGGCUACAAAGUUGUCUAUCGACCAGUUCUGUUGGAUCGUUCGGCAUUAUUUGUAGCAGGCAGUGAAGUGAAACGUACCUCAAGUUUGGAAACAUAUCUACAUGGUCUUCUGAAAUACACCAACUACUCUGUAAGAUUGCUGGCAUAUACCAGUGUAGGUGAUGGUGCCAUAUCUGAUCCAGUGUAUUGCACUACUGAACAAGAUGGCCCACCUGCAGCUAUUAAAGCUUUAGCACUUACUUCAGAUUCUAUAUUAGUUUCAUGGAGACCGCCAGAACAACCUAAUGGAGUUAUUGUGCAGUACACGGUCUAUGUGAAUGAAGUUGGUCAUGUUGACAAGCCUAUCAGUUUCCCAGUACGCCUAGCUGUUGGAGCUGAUACAGUGUUUGAAGUGCGUUCAUUAGUGGAACAACAGCGUUACGAAUUCUGGGUGACUGCAUCUACUACUAUGGGAGAAGGUGAUGGAAUUCAUCCAGUUAUUCAGGCUCCAAAUUCAAGAGCUCCAGCUCGCAUUGCAUCAUUUUCUCAGGUGCUGCGACAGCCUGUGAAAAGUGAUGCUAUCUUACGUUGUGUGGCUGUAGGAAAUCCAUCACCUACUGUUAAAUGGUAUCUCCGACGUGCACCUCUUAAUCCUGAACCAGGUGCACGUUUUAAUAUUUCUGAACAUGGAACUUUAUUUAUUAGAGUGCUAACAUCUCCAGCAGCUCCUGUUCUUGAGCUCAUCCAUGCUGGACAGAACAGUCUAGGCUUGAGGUGGGUGGCUCCUGCUGAUGGAGGGGCUCCGCUUUUGGGUUAUGUAUUGAGUUAUAAAAGAGACCAUGGAAACUGGCAAGAAGUACAUCUUGAAGCUGACAAAGUUCAAUAUACAUUACAAGGUCUUGCAUGUGGAUCAACGUAUCACACCUACCUAAUAGCACAUAAUCGAGUGGGAAAUAGUCGUCCUUCUGGCAUUGUCACUGCUACUACUAAAGGUGGAGUGCCACAAACUCCUUCUGGUGCUGGACUCAUAGCUGCAAAUGCAACAUCACUGAACCUACAACUGAGUAAUUGGCCGGAUGGUGGUUGUUCAGUUCUGUAUUUUGUUGUUGAGUAUCGAACACUAACAGGAUCUCGUGAUUGGACUCUUGUGGACAACAAUGCACCAGCCAGGCAACUGAUCAUUCGGGACCUAGCACCUGAAAAAUGGUAUCAACUACGCCUUACAGCCCAUAAUGAUGCAGGCUCAACAAGAGCAAUCUUCAAUGUAGCUACUACUACUCUUCUUGGGGCUACAAUAGCACCACUGGAUGAUCUUGGCAGCUCUGCUGCAGGUGCACAUUUCUAUCAAGAUGUCUACGUGAUGGUUCCAGCUGCUUGUGCUGCAGUAUUAAUUUUGUCAGCUGCUCUUUUAGCAUAUGUUGCAAUUCAUCGGCAAGCUUGCCAAAGAGCCAUAGGUUAUAAAAGAGGUCAAGGUCUGCCAGAAAGCCCAUCUGUAUGCAAAGCUGCAGCUGAAAUGGACAAUAAACGCAAUUUUCAGCAAAUUUAUUCUUCUUCUCCAGCUAAAGUAGAGGAACGGCAUCGCACCAAGCAAGGUGAAGCACCAUCAGAAUUGUAUGAAAUGAGUCCAUAUGCUACAUUUGCGGUGCCACCUGAUCCUCCACGACCUGUCACUGCUGCCACACUUGAUUAUACAGUGCAAUUCAAGACAUUCGGACAUUCAGAGAAUGACAGUGGAGCUCAAAGAGAAUUGCCACACCGACCCAAUAAAAAGCAUCGACAUACAGCAUCUGAUGGGGAAGCCGCUGGAAGACAAGCUGCUAUCACUGCAGCUGCACGUCACAGACAUGCUCAUUUAAAAGCAGCAGCAAGAGGCAAAUCAGCAGAUGAUUCAGAGUCUGAUACAAGUGGAAGUCCUUCUGCUGUUAGUAGUUACAGAGUGCCAAUCAAACAAGCAGCAGGUUCACGUAGUUUAGAAUUGUAUCGACUGGACUCAAGCACAGAGUCAAAUGAAACAUCACCUUUGCCAGAACGACGUAGAGCUUCCCGCCACUUCUCUGAACGUGUUCCGAGCCACGCCAGUAAUUCUGAGUCGAGCUCAGCAGAAGAUGAUGCCAGCUUUUCCAGCUACAGAUUGCAGCCACCGUCCGGUUUUUCUGAUAGUCGUGAAUUGAGCGAAGCAGAAUGUGAUCGUGAUGCUAGUCAACUAGACAAAUUGCUAGCAAGAUUCCACCAACAGAAAGAACAAGAGCGAAUGCAGUUCACUAUUCAUAGUUUUCACAAGAAUAUACAUGAAAGACAAAAAAAAAUCAGUGAUGGUGUCUCAAUGAUGAAUUGGAGGCUGGCAGUGAAAAGAAACAUUAAAGUGCUUUUUUGGAAUUCUUCUUUCAACUACUUUGAAAUGUUGAAGGAGAAGCCAAAUAUAAUUUCAAUUAACUGCUGUUAUCAUACAUUUGUGUAUGUUUACUUCAUAUUCUCUGAAGAUGUUUACUCAUACUUCAAGAAAGAGGGUCAAAUGACUGUUAUUUGUAUAAAAGUACUUAUUCUUAACUCGGAGAAUACUUGUAACAAUUCUACCUCCAGACACAAUAUUAUUAUUAUUAUUAUUAUUAUUAUUAUUAUUAUUAUUAUUAUUAUUAUUAUUAUUAUUAUUUUAUUUUUAUUCUAUUUUAUUUUAUUUUUGAGGCGGGAGACAUCCUUUAUUGAGAAAGGCAAAUUAUUCAAGGCCAUCUUCAAUGUUAAAAUCAUGGAGGUUACACUCCACAAUUUUUACUGUCACAUAAAAAUUUCACUUCAUGUUUUUGUUCAGAUAACACGUGAAAUGAAGAUUAAAUUAGAAUCAACACUAUUUCCAUCAUUGACAAUGUUUUUCAUAAAAAAACGUAUUUUAAUAAUUGGCUUAAAGAAAGGAGUACGCAGUUUGGCCCGAGAAAAGAAGAAACAACAAAUGAUAAAAAUACAAUUGGUGCUAUCAAAUAGUAGUGACCCGCAAACAUUUUGGAAAGAAGGUUUGGAUUUUUGUGAUAUGUUGUCAGGAUUUGUGAUAUUUGUUGCCCAAGGUUAUGAUCACAGUAAAAUUGUAAAUGUCAUAUUGAAAACGUCCUCCUACAACUACAAUUACGAAGACAGUGGAUUUUUUAUUAAAAUCUGUUCCUUAAAAAUAUAUUUUGAAAUUAGGUUUAAUAAGUCUCAAACUUCCAGGAUAGCCCAACAUCAUGUAUUAGAAACAUUCAUCAAUAGUGGUACUUCUCAAAACUUCAGUCAUUGGAACAACAGAGAGGGAGAAGGGGGAACAAUAUUUAUG